Messenger RNA from Plasmodium relictum, 2463 nucleotides. It is a transcript of the gene TFB2, whose product is annotated as RNA polymerase II transcription factor B subunit 2, putative. The transcript has a single exon. The record is from RefSeq and is a predicted model, not a curated record. Gene Ontology annotation, molecular function: double-stranded DNA binding; ATPase activator activity. Gene Ontology annotation, cellular component: transcription factor TFIIH holo complex; transcription factor TFIIH core complex. Gene Ontology annotation, biological process: nucleotide-excision repair. Bases 1 to 2463 code for a protein of 820 amino acids. NCBI's taxonomy places the organism in Eukaryota, Apicomplexa, Aconoidasida, Haemosporida, Plasmodiidae.
AUGGUAAAGAUACGUAAGAAUGUUGAAAAUAUGGAAAUCUAUGAUUAUAUGAAGGAUUUAAAUGAAAAUAUAUGGGAAUAUUUUUUUGAUGAUUCUUUAGCUCAUGAAACAAUUUUUCAUUCGUUAAAUGAAUUAGAACAAAUUAUUAUUUCUCGAUUGUUAUUUAUUCAACAAGUUGUUUCAGAAAGGGCUAUGAGAUUAUGGAUAAAUCCUCAUUUUUUAAAAAAUUUAAGUGAAGGCAUAAAAAAUUUAGUAGAUGCAAAAAUAUUAAUAGGAAGUGAUACAAAAAAAGAUAAUUAUAGUCAGUAUAAAAUAAAUGAUAAAUUUCGAUAUACUUUACUAAAUAAAAUUUAUAAAUGCAAUGAAAAUAAUAUUUUUAUAUUUAAUUAUAAUAUUAAAGAACAAAUAGAAAGAGAAAAAAAUUUACAUAAAAAUAAUUUAUUUCCAACAAAAGAGGAAAUUUUUAGUUAUGCUCAAACUAAAUGGAAUAAUUUAUUGCACUUUAUUGCCUCCCCUAAAAUGAAUAAUUUAAAUUCAUACUUGGCUUGUGACAACAACAGUAAUAUGGAAAAUAAUUAUUCAAAUUUAGAUUAUUCAUACUCAAACAAUUUUAAAAAUGAUGAUUUAAACAAAAAUAAAUCGAUAUAUAAAAUGUCUCACUAUACUCCUUUUAAAAAAAAUGGAAAAAAAUAUCAAGACGAAGAAGAAGAAUAUGAAAACUAUGAAGACGAGCAAUUUGAAGAAGGGGACGAAGAAGAAGAAGAUAAUCAAGAAUAUCAAGAAGAAGCAGAUCAUAAAGAAAAUGAGCAAUUAAGUCAGGAAGAAUAUGAUCAACUUGAAGAGAAAAAAGAAUCAAAAGAGUAUUAUGACUAUGAACAAGAAAAUAGUAAUUAUAUGUACGAGAAUACUUACAUAGGUAAGCAUAAUAGUUCUAAUAUUAAUAAAGUAAAUAAUGAAAAUAUAAAUCAAUAUGAUUAUUAUAAGAAAAAAAAAAAAAAAAAAAAAAAAAAAAAUAUAUAUGCAUAUAAACAAAAUGAAUUAUAUUAUAAGAGUUUGCAAAACAAAGAAAAUGGCUAUAUAGAAGAAGAAAAUAGUACUUUUUUUUUUUCUAAUGAAAAAGAUACUUUCUCUUAUAUUCCAUGUGGAAGUGUAAUUAAAGUAUUAAAAAGGAAAAAUUUCAUUUUAGAUGAUUCAAACAAUAAUAAAGCUAUAAGUAUGAGUAGAGAAGCAUUUUCUUGGUUUUUAAAAGAUUUAAGAAGUAGAAUAGUAUCUUUAGUUCUUGAAUAUUUACUAAUAAUAGAUGAUGGAAAUGUGACAAAUAUAGCUCAAGAAGUUUCCACAAAAUAUAAAAAGAAGAAUAAUAUUGAUAAUAAUAAUAGUAGUUAUGCAUAUGACAAAGAUAAGAAUGAUUCUUCCACUGAUCAUUCAUAUAUAACAAAAAAAAAUAAGGAUCCCAAAAAAUCUGAAACGUAUGUUAAAGAAAUUUUAUUAUUCAUUUUAUCUAUAUCUCAAUGUGAUAUCAGUCAACCUAUAUUUCUAGAUAAUUUAACAAUAUCUCAGAAGGAAUUUAUUGAUUUUGGUAUGCAUAUUGGCUUGUUUUAUAAGCCGAAUGAAAACUACAUAUUCACAACUCCAUAUGCUUUAUUAUUAACUAUUAAUAAUACUAAUACACAAUCUUAUUUGUCCUUAUUGAGUAAUAUGACUGUCGAAGGGCUAUGCAAUGAUAGAUUUAAAAAAAAAUUAAGUGAAAAAUAUUUUCAUCCUUAUUUAUUAUUGCAAGAACAGAACCAAAUAAUGGAUAAAUCUUCGGAUGAUAAAGGUAUUCAAAUUAUGGAUAAAAAUAAAAUAACCAAUAAAUUAAUUAAUGAAAGUUUAUAUUCUGAAAAAAAAAUGAAUGAAAAUGAUAAUUUAGAAAUAGGUUUAAUUGUUCAAAGUAAUUUUAAAGUAUACUUAUACACAUCAUCUUUGUUAAAAAUUAAUAUUUUGAGUCAUUUAUGUGAAUUACAAGCAAGAACACCAAAUAUGGUAGUAGGAAUAUUAACAAGAAGAAGUGUACUAAAUGCAUAUAACUCUGAUAUCACAGCAAAUCAAAUAAUUAAAUUCUUAGAAUCGUAUUCUCAUCCAUGCAAAAGUAAUUUUAAAAAUACCAUACCUAUAAAUGUAAUUACUCAAUUAAAACUAUGGGAGUCAGAGAGACAUCGUUUAACCUUUGAAGAUGCUAUUGUUUUUAAAACAUUUGAAAAAGAAUUUUUGCCUUACUUAUAUCAACAAAUUGUUAUAUGGGCUAAUAGUAAAAAUUAUUUACUUUACUAUACACCUUGGCCGAAAAAUAAUUCCAAAGAGUUUGAUGUUUGGUUAAAAUCAGAAAAAUAUCUUUGUUGUAUUUAUGAAUCCAAAAAUGAAAUAAUUGAUAAAAUUAAGGAAAUAAGAGAAAAAUUAUUAAAAAAAAGACAAAAACAAUAA